Messenger RNA from Pseudogymnoascus verrucosus, 1749 nucleotides. RefSeq lists its product as uncharacterized. Gene Ontology annotation, molecular function: phosphoric diester hydrolase activity; zinc ion binding; DNA binding. The transcript has 2 exons. Lineage: Eukaryota; Fungi; Ascomycota; Leotiomycetes; Thelebolales; Thelebolaceae. Gene Ontology annotation, cellular component: nucleus; mitochondrion. The record is from RefSeq and is a predicted model, not a curated record. Bases 129 to 1619 code for a protein of 496 amino acids. Gene Ontology annotation, biological process: base-excision repair.
CCACGACCAAAACCCUCCUCACUCUCAGCUCAGCUCAUCCAUUGGCGAAACGACUAUUUAAGAAACCUAAAGCAUAUACGUCACGCAAAGUACGGAUAGCGAAUCUUUUGAUUAAGAGGAAGGAGAUAAUGUCGCGUCGCUCGAGCAGGAAAACUGCUAUUGCUUCGUACGCUGAGACGCCGGAUCGCGAGAUUGAGAAGGGGGUUAUUGAGAUUGACGAGGCUGUGAGCGAAGAGACUGCGAUUAAGAAACGAGGGGGGAAGACAGCCGCGGUGAAGAAAGAGAGCCCUGCUGCUGCUGCGGCGAACGGCAAGACCGGCGCUUCAAAGACCAGUAAACCCACCGCCUCGAAGAGCAAGAUAGAAGCCGAGAUCUCGCCACCGCCGACAAAGAGGAAGAUCAAAGACGAAGACUCAGACGACGAAGAAGAGAAGAUCAUUGAGAAACCUGCGAAAAAACCGGUUAAGAAGCGGAAAACGAAGGAAGAGGCUGAGAACGACGCUAUGCCUGUCGCUGCGCGUACUGCUGUUGCGACGUUGAAGAGGAAGAUGUACAUCGGUGCGCAUAUCAGCGCUGCAGGAGGCGUCCAAAACUCCCUCCCCAACGCCCUCCACAUCGGCGCCAACAGCCUCGCCCUCUUCCUAAAAUCACAGCGAAAAUGGACAUCCCCUCCCCUCGCCCCUUCGGCCACCUCCGAAUUCCUCUCCCUCAGCAAACAACACUCCUAUGACCCCUCCAAGCACAUCCUCCCCCACGGCUCCUACCUCGUCAACCUAGCCCAAUCGGACCCGGAGAAGGCGGAGCAGGCGUAUACAUGUUUCCUGGACGACUUGGCGAGGUGCGAAGCCCUGGGGAUUGGGUUGUAUAAUUUCCAUCCGGGCAAUACGGGGGGUCAGCCGAGGGGGGAGGCGAUUGGACGGAUUGCGGGGAUGUUGAAUAGGGCGCAUAAGGCUACGAAAUCCGUGGUCACGCUGUUGGAGAAUAUGGCGGGGGCGGGGAAUGUAGUUGGUUCGCAGUUUGAGGAUUUGGGGGAUAUCAUCAAACUCGUUGACGACAAAACCCGCGUGGGGGUGUGCAUAGACACCUGCCACGCCUUCGCCGCCGGUUACGACCUCCGCACCCCCGAGGCGUUUGAAAAGACAAUGAACGAAUUCAACUCCAUCGUCGGCGCCUCCUACCUCCGCGCCCUCCACCUCAACGAUUCCAAAACCCCCCUCGGCAGCCGCCGCGACCUGCACGCCAACAUCGGAACCGGUUUCCUCGGUCUCCGCGCAUUCUGGAAUGUAGUCAACUACCCCAGCUUUGAGGGUCUACCGAUGGUGCUGGAGACGCCGAUUGAGAAGAUGGUUGGGGGGAAGAAGGUGGGGGGGGAGGAUAGGGGGGUGUGGGCGAGGGAGAUUAAGUUGUUGGAGGGGAUGGUGGGGGGGGAGUGGGGGGAAAAAGAGAUGGGGGCUGAGGAAAGGCUGCAGGAGGAGGGGAGGGAGGAGAGGGAGAGGUGUGGGGGGCAGGUGGAGAGGAAGGCGCAGAAGACGUUGGAUGGGAUGUUUAAGAAGGGAAAGGGGAAGAAGAAGGUGAAGGUUGAGACGGAUGAUGAGAGUGAGGGGGGGUGUAGUCAUUGAUCGGCUACUUCACAAUGCUCUGGGGCCGUGAAUGGUGAAAGGCGUUGGGUGGAAGGUAUCUGGAAAGAUGCCUGUGUAUAGAUAUAUAUUUAGUAAUAAGAAACCCAGAAUCAAAAGUCUGUUGAACUCG